CGCGACCGGGGGCCAUGGCUGCUGGGCCACUGACGUUAGCCAGGCCUGGAUUCGCUCCUGCGCCCAGCUGGCUAGCGCCGGUCCAUCCUGGCCGUUGGAUCGUAGUACCUUCAGGUGGGACUGGAUGUGAUGGAUGUUCGUGUUUCCCUUGUUUCGCGUUUUUGGGUGGAGGAAAAAGAGGUUCCUUCUUCCUGGAGCUGGGCGGGUGGACGAGAACGACGUACCUUGGAUCGGUCGCAUCUCUGCCUUGAGGGCGCCCCUUCCUUCAAGCCACCGCGUGUUAUACUUUAUCCCAUCCUCCGAUGCCUGUAUAGAUCCUAUCUCG
Molecule: messenger RNA, 325 nt
Organism: Aspergillus ibericus CBS 121593
Lineage: Eukaryota; Fungi; Ascomycota; Eurotiomycetes; Eurotiales; Aspergillaceae
Exons: 1
Coding region: 15-251 (78 amino acids)
Source: RefSeq, a predicted model, not a curated record